This is a messenger RNA of Monoraphidium neglectum, 2913 nucleotides long. RefSeq lists its product as hypothetical. NCBI's taxonomy places the organism in Eukaryota, Viridiplantae, Chlorophyta, Chlorophyceae, Sphaeropleales, Selenastraceae. Bases 1 to 2913 code for a protein of 970 amino acids. Gene Ontology annotation, cellular component: nucleus; SWI/SNF complex. Gene Ontology annotation, molecular function: transcription coregulator activity. Gene Ontology annotation, biological process: regulation of transcription by RNA polymerase II. The record is from RefSeq and is a predicted model, not a curated record. The transcript is spliced from 10 exons.
AUGUGGCGCGACAUGAUGCAGCUGGCCGGGGAGGGCCAUGACCCCCAGCAGCUGCUGGGCGUCAGCCAUGCCGUGUGGCUGAGCAGGCACUACCAGUGUCUGGUGCAGCGCUUCAUGGUGCUGCAGCUCGAGGAGGCGGGCGCAGCGCCGUUCCAGGGCGGGACCCUGGGGCCGGCGGCCUGGGCGGCCACGCUGGCGGCGGUGGAGGCGCGCUCCUGGCGCCCGGUGCUGCCUGGGGUGUCGGCAGGUCUAGGCUCCUACCAGCGUUUUCCGUCCCCAUACUCUAUAAGCAAGUUCCUCGCCGUCCCAGCAGCGCCGAAAGGCUGUGCCAUGGUCUUUUACUUCAUGUACUGCGGCGACACCGAAUCCCUCGGCCCGGGGGAGGACCCCUGGUGGCAGUACAUCGCCGCUGAGGUGGACGUGCGGCAAUACAGCGGCGGCUGUCGUGACGCCCUGGCGGAGCGGCUGCUGCGACCCACGCCCGGCUCGUCGUCCCUGCCAGUUGGCAAGGCCAGGGACCCCGUCAUCAAGGCGCGGCGCCUCAUCAGCACGGGCAUCUUUGAGGCUUGUGCGAUCUGCGCGUGCAGCAAAGGCGCCCUGGUGGUGCCGUGGCUCGUCCAUGCCGCCGAGGCUGCGCUGCGCGAGGACGCGGCUACGGGCGGCCUCAGCGAGUGGGAGCGGCUCGUGCUGCAGUGCUUUUCGACGUUCGCGACCUGCUAUCUGUGCCCGGCCCUGGACGAGUGCCUUGCGGCUUUUGAGGCUGCCCACCAGGCCGUCGCCGCCGCCGCUGCGCCGCGCGGGCUCAAGUCUGGAGAGGCGCGAGCCGCAGGCUUGCGCUCGUGCGCUGAAAUCCUGGACUUGUCAGCUGCCAUCCUUGCAGUCCAGGACGAUGUGGCGCGCUUGGAUCUGUUGCUGCAGCACGGGCCGCUUUCAAGCAGUGUGCAAUUUGAGCGGUUGUACCAAGUCAUGUUGAAUCCCGGCAAGAGCGGCAAGCUGCUCAACAUCUUGGCGACGGCCACCCUGAACGAGCUGCUCUUGGAGUGGCUUGAGCAGCAGCAGCAGCAGCAGCAGCAGGAGCAGGUGCAGCAGCAGGAGCAGGAGCAGGUGCAGCAGCAGCAGCAGCAGGAGCAGCAGCAGCAGGAGCAGCAGCAGCAGCAGCAGGAGGAGCAGCAGCAGCAGGAGGAGCAGCAGCAGCAGCAGCUGCGGCGGCGUGGCCAAAUCAACAUGGCGGCGCGGGCGCGCGGCGGAGGAGCGCCUGCGGCGCAGGCGGCCGCUGCCGGCGCUCGUGCGGCGGCGGCGGCGCUGCUAGAGCUGGUGGUGGAGGAGACCACAACCGACGCCGCUGACGUGGUUGCUGCAUUCGAGUUUGUCACCAGCACCCAAGGCCGCGGCCUGCCCCUCUGCGCAGUAGGCGCCGCCAGCUUGGGGGCCGUGCUUGCGGCAUUUGCGGCGGAAGGCAAGCACGAGACCGCGUGGCAGCUGGUGCAGCGGGCCGGUGGCAGCGGCACGGGAGAUUCUGCAGGGGAUAGUGCAGGCACCAGCCUGCUAGCCCAGCUGAUUGCAAUCUGGGAAGCGCUGCCCUCACAGCGCUUGCCCGCCCCUGUGCUGCGCGCGGCGGCCGACGCAGCGGCGACGGAGGACGAGGCGGCGGCGCGGCGGCUGGCGGUGCUGCUGUGCGCGUCGGCGGGGCUGUCGGAGGCGGCGGUUCAGAUGUACCAGGAGUUCCGGCAGGCGGGAGGGCAGCCUGAGCUGGAGGGGGGCCUGCUGGAGGCGGCGCUGGCGGCCGCGCACGAUGCACCGGCUGAGGUGGCGACCGGGUCGGCAGCUUUUGCCGCCAUCCUGCGCUUUGCCCAGUCCCUUUGCCCCCCCGGCACCACCUGGGUGCCCGGCGCCCCCAUCGCAUGGCCCGCAUUCUUCGCCGUGCUCACCAGCAGCGCAGCCAAUGGCGCCAACCACGACGAACGUGAGGCGGCCGCGGCGGCAGUGGGGGCGGUUGAGAAACUGCUGCUCGACAGCGACGGCCUGUGGUCAGCCGGGGGUCAGGUGGCCGCCCUGCCUUCAGAGGCGGCCGCAGAGGGCAUGCGCGCCCUCGUGCCGUGGGCGCCCCGCGCUCCAGUGGGCGCGGCGGCCGCUGCGCGGCGGCUGCUGACCACAUGCGAGCUGCGGGGCGGGCAGCAGCAGCAGCCUCAGGGCCCCUCAGCUGCCCAGCGUGGCGGCUCGCCAGGCGGCAGCGGCAAGCGCAGGGGUGCUCCUGCUGCAUCGCGCUCGUCCCGAGCGGCAGGCGUUGCCGUCCUGCAGCCAGUUCUCACAGGAGCUGAUGCCGGCAUCUACUCGGCAGCUGCCGCCGUGCUGGCCGCGGCCGGCGACGCGGCGGGAGCUGUCAAACUGCUCUCGCCGCUCCUUUCUGGUGCUAAGGAGCGGGCGCUUGUUGCUGCGUCUGGUGGCAGUAGCGGUUCUUCCAUUGCUGAGCAGCAGCAGCAGCAGCAGCAGCAGCAGCAGCAGCAGCAGCAGCAGCAGCAGCAGCAGCAGGAGGAGGAGGUGGCUGCUGAGUUGCUGCUCUUGCUGCCCCCAGGUCGCCGCUCUGCGGCCGCGGCGCCGGUCCUGCGCCUGCUGGCCGCGGGGGGCGUGGGGGCGGUGACGUCACCAAUCCUGGUGGAGGCGCUGACUGGACAGGACCUGGAUGCCGCAGCUGAGGCUGACCUAGCAGAAGCGUUUGGGAGCGCCUUUGUGGAGGCACUGAUGGUGGCCGCGUUUGAGGGCCUGCCCGCACUGGGCGGCGGUGACUCGGGCUCUGCGCAGGACGGCGGUGGGACGUGCAGCCUGGCGCUGCGGGCUCGCCCCGGGGGGCCGGGCGGGGACAAGGGCAGCAGCCGCGACGCGGCUCUGCGGGACUUGCUGCGCGCCGUCGAGUAA